AUGGCGGAUGCAGAGACUUCCCGCUUGUGUGUUCAGAUUGUCCGGUCACACUUUGGUCCGUUAACGGCGAAUGUUGCAUCUGCACUACUCACGCGGGGAAGGCUUUCCCUUGCCCAGCUUAUUCGUUACACGAUGAUAAAACCGCGUACAGUACGCGCAGCAAUCUUGGUUAUGGUGCAACAUAAUAUUUUAUGGCAUUCCAACACCGAGGAGGAGGGCGAGAUGCUGGAGUUCCAUACACUAGAGUGUCUCAUGCGGCUUAGAUUUGGUCGCUUCGUGUGGCAGGCGGAGCAAUUGUUUGGACCUUCUGGUGCAGAAAUUGUGCAGCUAAUAUUAGAUCACGGCAAACUUCAGCCGCCAGACAUUAUUUCACGAUUGUCAAUCCAUAACCCCAAAAGUCGGGAGAUUUUUUCUGCUCUGUGGUCGUUGCUAAUGGCACACCCAGGUUCAAGCCUAUACUCACAAACAUUAUACAAGCUCAUAUCGGGCGCAUAUCUUAAGCCAUCUACAUUACUCUCACACCACUCACCUAGGGACAAGCGUAUCAAAUACGAAGCAGAAGAGAAAGCUAAAAUAACGGGUUUCCCGACAGCGAAGGAGUUGCGAGAGGCCCAAGAGACUGCGGAGGCGCGACUGAAACGGGAGGAGGAGGAGGCAGAGAGCGUAGGUUUGAAGCGGAAGCCGAAAGACCUGAUCGGUCAUCGGUCAUCCAAGAAAAAAGCAAUAGAAGAAGACAUGGUUGACGAUGGUGUCUACUUUCGGGUGAAUUUUGACAAAUUCAAUACCUAUAUCCGUAACAAGCUCAUCGAGAUGGCUGCAGGAGAACGUUUUAAUCGAAGCGCUGCUCUUGUCAUGCGAGCCACGCUAAAAGCGACUGAAGUCAGACAAAAGAGUGUAUCCGAUGCAAGAUCAGAUCCUACAUCAACUGCUGCAAUUGCCAUACUUAUUUCCGAUGACGACGACCUUUCGACUGGUCUCGUCACGUCAACCAAAAAAGCGUCUAGUGCUUCACUAGUCAAGGAUUAUCUCGGUCUAAUGUCCGCCGUAGACAAUCCAACGCCGGCUGGUAAAGCGGCAUCAUUUAUAAGCCUGAUCGACAACAAAGUAUAUGUUGAGUUUGGAAUAGUUAGCAAACGCCUGCGAAGGCGCGUGCUGGAAGCAGUGGCUCGGGAACGACACGGGGACGACGGCGUGAGGAUAGUGCGUCUACUCCUCGAUAUUGGAAAGAUGGAUGAGAAGCAGAUAGCGAAGGUCGCCAUGAUGCCAAACAAUGUUGUUCGGCCACUUCUUGCGGCGCUGUCAUCUGACUUUUUGAUCUCAACUCAAGAGGUACCCAGAAGCGCCGAUCGUAACCCCACCCGGACAUUUUAUCUAUGGCACGUUGAUCUACACAAAGCAUAUUCUGCGCUGUUGGGACACCUGUACAAGACGCUGUAUAACAUAGGCAUGCGGCGACAGGCAGAACAAGAGGAGCCGACUGUGAAAGCGGUACUGGAAAAGCGAGCACGGACGGAUGUGGCUCAGGAUGAAAACUUAUUGUCGCGGAUGGAGCGAGACGUGCUUAAGGAAUGGGAGACGAAACAGGAGAAACUCACUGUACUGGAGAUGAGGGUGGAAGAAGCCGUAUUUAUUCUUAGGGAUCUUGACAAGGUAGGAAGUCAUGAGGACAUUUGA
Molecule: messenger RNA, 1674 nt
Organism: Suillus subalutaceus
Lineage: Eukaryota; Fungi; Basidiomycota; Agaricomycetes; Boletales; Suillaceae
Product: RNA polymerase III subunit RPC82-domain-containing protein
Exons: 10
Coding region: 1-1674 (557 amino acids)
Biological process (GO): DNA-templated transcription
Cellular component (GO): RNA polymerase III complex
Molecular function (GO): single-stranded DNA binding
Source: RefSeq, a predicted model, not a curated record